AUGUUGACUCUUAACCUUGGUCUUCGUCGAAGUUUUCCCUUUGUUUUCCUCAUCGCUGACGUCCAACGCCCCAUCCUUGGUGUUUAUUUCCUUACCAAGUUUGGCCUGAUCGUGGACCGGCGUAACCGUAAACUAUGCGAUAGUUUGACAUCCUUGUCCGUUUCGGGUAAAGUCACUUCGAUCAGUUCGAUCGGUCUUCGCUUGGCAUUGCCCGCCGACAAACUAUUACUGCAGUUUCCUGCUCUUUGUCAAUCGCCUAAUGACUUUACUGAGCCUAAGCACGAGGUUACGCAUCACAUCUUAACACAUGGCCCGCCAGUAACCGCCCGACCUCGACGAUUACCUCCAGACAAGCUCGCUACUGCCAAGGCAGAGUUUGAACAUAUGCUUCGUCUCGGUAUCGUUCGUCCUUCCAAUAGUCCAUGGUCCUCCCCGCUUCAUAUGGUUCCCAAAAAGUCCAGUGGCGACUGGAGACCUUGCGGAGAUUACCGCGCACUAAACAAUUCCACCGUCCCCGAUAGAUAUCCGAUUCCGCACAUCCAUUAUUUUUCAACUGGUCUACAUGGAAGAACAGUUUUCUCUAAGAUUGACUUGGUGCGUGCACACCACCAAAUUCCGGUUGCUCCCGACGAUAUUCCGAAGACCGCUAUAACCACGCCAUUUGGUUUUUAUGAAUUCGUUCGCAUACCAUUUGGUCUACGAAAUACCGCACAGACUUUCCAAAGGUAUAUCGAUCAAGUUCUUAGAGGGCUCGAUUUCGUCUACGCCUACAUUGACGAUAUUUUUGUGGCCAGUUCCAGUCAUGAUGAGCAUCCGUCACAUCUCCGAUCGAUCUUCGAACGCUUUGCUCAGUACUGUGUUACGAUCAAUGUUGGCAAAUGUGUUUUUGGCCAGAGUUCUGUUGAUUUUUUGGGCCACCGAAUUGGUUGCAAUGGCAUUA
Molecule: messenger RNA, 940 nt
Organism: Dicrocoelium dendriticum
Lineage: Eukaryota; Metazoa; Platyhelminthes; Trematoda; Plagiorchiida; Dicrocoeliidae
Source: the annotation of a GenBank genome assembly